ACACCAUUUUCAAACAACUAUUUGGUCUUUCCUUGUUGCUUAAAACACCGAUUCUAGUUUUACGUUUGAUAUUCCCACAAUCGCUUUAUAUCAUAACCUCACAAAAUUUAAGAAGAUGAAAGUAAUAAGUUCUUUAAUCUCUUCAGUUCUGCUUAAAUUCAUACACAAAGACUUCCAUGAGAUUUACUCAAGAAUGUCCGUCUUCGAUCGUAUCCUACUUCUUAUCGUGCAUGCAGUGGAUAAGAUGGUUCCGUGGCACAAGCUUCCGGUAUUCUUGGGUUUGGCCUACCUAGGGUUACGCAGACAUCUUCACCAAGAAUAUAAUCUCAUCAAUGUUGGUCAAACUCCGGUCGGAACUCGGUUUAAUCCUGCUGAUUAUCCUUACCGGACUUCUGACGGGAAAUUCAAUGAUCCGUUCAACGAAGGUGUCGGCAGCCAAAAUAGCUUCAUCGGAAGAAAUUGUCCUCCCGUCGACCAGAAGAUCAAGUUGCUGAAGCCAGACCCCAUGGUAGUGGCGACAAAACUAUUAGCAAGAAGAAAGUUGAUCGACACGGGAAAACAAUUUAAUAUGAUUGCAGCUUCUUGGAUACAAUUCAUGAUUCAUGAUUGGGUUGAUCAUCUAGAAGAAACUAAUCAGAUCGAGCUCGUGGCUCCAAAAGAAGUAUCGAAUGAGUGUCCCUUAAGUUCCUUCAGAUUCUUCAAAACAAAGGAAGUUCCUACCGGUUUCUUCGAGAUCAAGACCGGUUCGUUAAAUUCCCGUACACCUUGGUGGGAUUCGAGUGCUAUCUAUGGAAGCAACUCGAAAACAAUGGAGAGAGUGAGAACUUACAAAGACGGAAAACUAAAGAUAUCGGAGGAGACAGGUCUCCUACUCCAAGACGAAGACGGUAUAGCCAUUUCCGGCGACGUACGUAAUAGUUGGGUUGGUGUUUCCGCCUUGCAAGCUCUUUUCAUCAAAGAGCACAACGCCGUAUGCGAUGCCCUCAAGAAGGAGUACGAUGAUUUGGAAGACGAAGAUUUGUACCGCCAUGCUAGGUUAGUGACGUCAGCAGUGAUUGCCAAGAUUCAUACCAUAGAUUGGACUGUUGAGCUUCUCAAAACCGACACUUUACUUGCCGGGAUGCGAGCUAAUUGGUACGGACUUUUAGGAAAGAAGUUUAAAGAUUCGUUCGGACAUGUAGGGAGUUCCAUCUUGGGAGGUGUCGUGGGUAUGAAGAAACCGCAAAAUCAUGGAGUCCCAUAUUCGAUAACGGAAGAAUUCACGAGUGUCUAUCGAAUGCACUCGCUCUUACCUGAUCAGCUCGAGCUACGUGACAUCGACGUUGUACCAGGAACUAAUAAAUCACUACCAUUGACUGAAGAGGUUUCUUUCGGAAAAUUGCUUGGUUCCAAGGGAGAACAAACUAUGUCUCAUAUUGGAUUCACUAAGCUAAUGGUAUCAAUGGGUCAUCAAGCAAGUGGGGCUCUUGAACUGAUGAAUUAUCCAGUAUGGCUUAGGGAUCUUGUUCCACACGACCCCAAUGGCUAUGAUCGUCCGGACCACAUUGACUUAGCUGCUUUAGAGAUCUAUAGGGACAGGGAGAGGAAUGUUGCACGCUACAAUGAAUUUAGGAGAUCUAUGUUUAUGAUUCCGAUAGAGAAGUGGGAAGAUCUAACGGACGAUAAAGAAGCAAUUGAAGCACUAGAAGACGUGUACGGUAGUGAUGUGGACGAGCUUGAUCUUCAGGUGGGACUUAUGGCCGAGAAGAAAAUCAAAGGGUUCGCUAUUAGCGAGACAGCCUUUAACAUUUUCCUCCUCAUGGCUACUAGGAGAUUAGAAGCGGAUAGAUUCUUCACGAGUGAUUUCAAUGAAAUAACUUAUACAAAGAAAGGACUUGAAUGGGUGAAUACUACAGAGAAUCUCAAAGAUGUUUUUGAUCGACAUUAUCCUGAAUUGACCGAUAGAUGGAUGAACUCUGCAAGUGCUUUUUCAGUAUGGGAUUCACCACCAGUUGCCAAAAACUCAAUCCCUCUCUAUCUCCGAGUUCCAGCAUCUUGAUCAGAUUGAAUGACUUGUAUUUUAUUUUUAUUGGUAUUGUUGGUUAAACGUCAGCUCUCAACAUGAUUCAGCUACGGCAGUUAUGUGAUAUUUAUUAAAAUGCGUGAUAUAUAUACACUUGUAUCAUUUGUUUGUGCAAUAAGUCUUCCGUAAUUAACCUUGUUUUGUGAUUGAAGAAAUGAUUAUUGAGGAGUUUUAAUCAAAUAAAGACAAGCAGUUUGUUUCUAUCUGGACAGGGUAUAGUGUUUGUUGCGGUAACAAUACCAAUAAAAUAAUGUUUAAAAAAAAACGAUACCAAUAAAUAUUAAUGUGUCGUUAACCUGUCCUAUCAUAAUAAUCUGUAUUUUUUUCUUCUUCAAAAUACUAAAAUAUGUUUCCU
Messenger RNA from Eruca vesicaria subsp. sativa (arugula), 2417 nucleotides. The record is from the annotation of a GenBank genome assembly. Lineage: Eukaryota; Viridiplantae; Streptophyta; Magnoliopsida; Brassicales; Brassicaceae.